Molecule: messenger RNA, 451 nt
Organism: Sinocyclocheilus anshuiensis
Lineage: Eukaryota; Metazoa; Chordata; Actinopteri; Cypriniformes; Cyprinidae
Product: fanconi-associated nuclease 1-like
Exons: 3
Coding region: 37-438 (133 amino acids)
Biological process (GO): interstrand cross-link repair
Cellular component (GO): nucleus
Molecular function (GO): 5'-flap endonuclease activity; 5'-3' exonuclease activity; flap-structured DNA binding
Source: RefSeq, a predicted model, not a curated record
ACACUUCGAGGCCAGCUCUUUCCUCAUGAGGGUGGUAUGUGGAAAUCAGUGUUCCUCAGAGCGGCCAAUGAGGAUGAAGGCUCCACAGAGGGACGAGGGACUAUGGUCAUGUGUUCUGUUGAGGAACUGGCUCUGGAACACUACAGAACACUUGGUUUUGAUCAAGGUAUUCAUGGAGAAGGCUCUACAUUUUCCACCCUUUUUGGACUCCUCAUGUGGGACAUCAUCUUUAUCGACGGGGUUCCUGAUGUCUUCCGAAACCCCUACCAGACUUGUCCUCUGGAUUUGCACACUGAUUGUUUCUACGGUAACCGCCGGGAAACCAUUGAGGCGCGUGCUGAGAUGUUGCGCGAGGCGUCUGCCGAGACGCUUCAGGAGCUGCUCGCUGAUGUGUGGAAUGCACAGGAGGGGAGAGUGUGUGUGCUGAUAAACUGGUAGCGCUUCUCCUCUC